Paramecium sonneborni is the source of this 1211-nucleotide messenger RNA. NCBI's taxonomy places the organism in Eukaryota, Ciliophora, Oligohymenophorea, Peniculida, Parameciidae. The record is from the annotation of a GenBank genome assembly.
AUGUAAGACAUUCGCUAAAUGAGAUAAAAAUAUGAAUCAAUAAAAUAAUCAAAUACAAACACUCCUAAGAAAUGCCUCACUCUUACAAUAUCCUAAUAAUAAGUUAAAACUAGUCCAGGAUUGUAAAUGACUACUAAAUCAAAUCCAAGGCUUAAAAAAAUUUGUAAUAACUGUUUAAAUCAAUCACUUAUGAAAGAAAAAGAAUACAAAUUGUAGUAGGAACAAUAAGAAGAUUAAGUAAUUAUAAUUUUAUUAAUUAUUUAGAAAUUGUACUUAUAAAUCAAAUAAUCAAUAGAUUAAGAAAACUAAAAUAGAGUUUAGUUAGUUGAAGAAAAUAAAAGAAAAUUCUUUGCUUAUCGUAAGAUUAAUGGUGAUUUAAUUGAAAUGCAUUAAUAAAGAGCUAAAACUGAAUAUGAAAAUGAAUAAAGUGAAGUAGCUAACUUUUAUAAAUUGUUGGAGAGGGAUGAGAAAGCUUAAAAAUUAAAACAAUUAGAAAAAAAAGAAUAAUUAUAAUAAUAUUAUUUAAGGGAUCUUAAAAAUUAAAUUUCAUUUAAGGAAGAAGAAAAAAUAUAAUAAAAGUUAUAAAACAAUAAAUCUGAUAUAAUAGAAUCUUAAUAUUGGACACAAUUAGAAAUUGAGCAAAUGCAUAAUAUUUAAAUUAAAGCCUAAUAAUAGCGAUAAAUGAUAAACUAUUGGUAGCAAACAUUAUAAGAAAAAUAAAAGUUGAAAAAACAAUAGGAGGACAUAAAUAAAAUAGAAUAGGAACAGAUGAAGUAUUUAUAAAAAAGCAAUGAGAAAUUAAUUAAAGCAAGUGAAAUAGCUAAAAAGUAAUAAUUGGAGUAAUUCAAAUAAGAAAUUUAAUAUUAAGUUAAAAAAAAUGAAUAAAAAAAAAAGGAGGAAGAAAACAGAAAGAAGUAGGAAUAUAAUUCAUUAAUGUAAUAAAAAUAAUUGGAGGAACAGUAUGAAAAAUAAAAAUAAUUGGAUAAAUCAAUGGAAAAGUAAGCAUUUAUAAAAGAGAUAGAACAGUAGAUAAUUUUAAAAGUAAAAAGUGUGGUAUAAUUUAGUAAAAAGUAUAGAAAUAGGAAAAAGAAAGAGAAUUGAGUGAAAAUGAAAAGAAAUUAUUGAUUAAAGAAAUUCCAUUGGAAUUGGUAUGCUGUGAUGAAUGCAAACAUAAUUGUCCAUCAAAAGUUAUUACUAAUAUAUUAUAAUGA